AUGGAGACUUCAGAACCCAUCAUGGCGCUCCCGUCCAUGGACGGUUUUGGGAGCCUACCUCUGCUUGCUCGAGAUUCCUUUGCAACCAUCCCGGAGAUGUCUCAAAUCACCCUUGACGAGCCUCGAACAGAAUGGCAUAAUUACAGCGAACCCUGUCCCAGCCCAAACAUUCCCACACGGUGUGAUUCAGUCUCGCGGACACGCGUACCGCAAUUUCGGCAAUCCAGAAGAUGGGCGAAGAUGUAUGCCCGCUCACGCGCGGAAAGGGAGACAGCUUCAGCGCCUGUUGACUCCAAAGAUCGCCCAUCGAUCGAGAGCAGAUACUCGUCUACUGUGGGCAACGACCAACAGCUCGGGCGCCAGAUGUCUUUACAACAGCAUCGCAAUCUUCCCAAAGCGAUGACCAAAACAUUUGGCCGUCCAAGAAUCCACCGCAAUAUCAGCGAAGCCAGCGCCAACUCCCAUCACGGCGGCCUCUGUGCCCAUGGCGCCGCCUAUUACUGGCGCUGCGUCAAACCUCUGAUCAGCAAAGUACCUCGUGCAGGCUCGAGGGUGUGGCCGAGUGGACAUCCUCGAAACCGAAAGGUAACGGCGACGAGACGCCAGGACGCCGCCAGCCAACAACGGUCGGCCCUGAUGUUUGUGCCCUCCAACUUGCGAGGAGAAAACGAUAUGGAUAUUGACACUGACAAAACCUGUUGUGAAUCCGGCUUGACUCUCACUAACGGAGGUCUCGGCUCGUGCCUUCACGGGGGUAUCCACGCCGAGAAUGAGCCUGCCGGGUGUACGGGGCUCGCAACCUCGCCGAUGCCCUCCCUGCAUGAUCCCGUCAGCAGCGACGGAUUUGGCGACGAAUGCCGAACUGUUCUGAAAAACAUAAAGUUUGACAACGAUCGCCUGCUCCCGACAACCUCUGCAGUACCCGCCGUCGUCGUGCGAUCAUCAGUAAGGAAGGAUGCGCCUCAGGAUUCUGUCCAGGUAUCAGGAGACACUGCCCUCAAGCAGGCACUGUCUCAAGCCAAUGCCUCUAAGCCUCUACCACCAUCACCAAAAGAUGAAGGCAGGACACCUCUUCUGCACAACACCCCCACCGACCCUCUCUCAGCUCACCCCCCAAUAUCCCGGGAUAUUUCGGCUCAAAUUCUCAACAACACUCUCAGAAUGCUGCACGCUAAGCAGGCUGAGUCGCUGCGAGUUGCUUCAUCUUCUGGCGGAUCUCGUGACACAACGCCACGAAUUCAGCACAAAACAAAAACCACCACCCCACAGCCUAGACAUACAAAGCCUGUAGCGCGUCUCUCGUCAGCACGGUCGGCGAGGAGCGCCAAUACUCUGGCGGGGAUCGAAGCUCAAGUCCAAGGGAUGUCGCACUAUAGUAUUGACGUGGAAGUCAGGCGCAAGGGGUCCGUCGACUCUGUCACCCGCAACAGUGGACCGCCCCCCUCCAUUCCUCUGCCUGCACUGCCGCCCGAAGCUCACGACGCACAGCUUGCUGUGACCAAAGCCCCAGAGGAUGUGGCAAUGUUGGAUGGCGGCCUCGAAGAGAACCUACAAAUUUGUCUCCACUUUGCGCACCAUGUCAUUCGAAGCAGUCGUGCUGAUAAGGUUCGGGAAAGAAGGAUGCGUGAUCUCGCCAAGUCACGCAAUCACUUGAUCAAGACUGACACCGUGGGAACGAACGACAGUCGCAAGACCUCCCUGUCUAGAAGCCCACCGGUUGUCACAUACCACGUUGAUCAAAUCGGUCGGUUUCCCGCUGUGCCGGACUCCCGACCGACAAGUGUUUACAGCAUGUCGGCGUCAUGUUACAGUCGUCAACAAAGCCCAGAGUUAAGGAUUCGCCACCCACGCAUGUCUAAAGUCCAAUCCACCGAAACCCAGCGAAGCAUGCCUCCCCAGGUGCUUAGUCAGAGCAAUAUUUUCGUCGUCGUCGAUAGUGAUCCCGUCACAGCACGUUUUCGGGCCGGCGCGAUCAGUCCACGAUUAAGCAUCGCAGGCAGUUCUACAACCAUGCCAGGUCCAAAACAUGCACGAACGCCCUCCAAGCUCAAAGAAGUCAUGGCCAAUAGGUUGAGCCUACGCGAGAGCCCAAGGCGAGACACUAUCCUCGGCAGCCCCAUGGAAAGCCCGAUACGAAAGGGUGUGGGAAGUAGCCCGAUGAGCGUGGAGCAAGAAGCUAAACUUCGUCGAUCACGUUCUUGCUCGACGAGCCAACUCAAGCAGUCGGGGAGAAACGACAGCCCAGCGCCCAGCAACUCCAGUGACGACCGUUGGCAGACCCCUGGCGAGAAAAUCUCGCCCGUCAAACCCGCCAGCCAGCAGAGGAAACGCCGACGAUGGAACAGCGGCGACAUCAACCUCAUGAGACAGCUGCACCGAGACUUGAACGACUACUACGUGACGAUCCUGGAGCAGGAGGAGAAGAUCAAGUUGCAGGCAACCCAGAUCCAGACCAUGAUGAAGAUUUUCUCCCCCAUGAAGCACAUUCCCGGUGCGAUGGACGACUCGGCCCUUUUCCAAGGCUCUCCUCCUGACAGAGACGCCCUCUAUUCAAGCCACUACAAACAGGUCCGGAAGUGUCGGAGUGCCCUCACCGACCGGCGUCCACCGAGCUCCAGUUCUCACUCCCGCUUCCCGCUGGACAUCAUCAACGAGCGCGCCCUCAACAGCCAGGGCCACCACCCCUUCAAAAUGAGGAACAGAAGUGACGCGUCUAGCACGGCCCCGUCCUCGGAUACGAUGUCGCUCGCGUCGAUCAAAGCCAGCGCCUCUGACACGUCGAUGACGGAGCAGGAAAGGUUUGAGGUUCCCGUCGCCAAGCAAGGUUCCACCGACAUGGAAACAUGGGGAUGGAUCUAA
Molecule: messenger RNA, 2859 nt
Organism: Fonsecaea erecta
Lineage: Eukaryota; Fungi; Ascomycota; Eurotiomycetes; Chaetothyriales; Herpotrichiellaceae
Exons: 1
Coding region: 1-2859 (952 amino acids)
Source: RefSeq, a predicted model, not a curated record